Molecule: messenger RNA, 3255 nt
Organism: Meira miltonrushii
Lineage: Eukaryota; Fungi; Basidiomycota; Exobasidiomycetes; Exobasidiales; Brachybasidiaceae
Product: translation elongation factor 2
Exons: 2
Coding region: 1-3255 (1084 amino acids)
Biological process (GO): cytosolic ribosome assembly
Cellular component (GO): ribonucleoprotein complex; cytosol
Molecular function (GO): GTPase activity; GTP binding; ribosome binding
Source: RefSeq, a predicted model, not a curated record
AUGUCAAAGAAACAACAAUUCUCUUUGGCUUCGGCCAAUGUGAGAUGUGCAACAUUGAUGGGACAUGUAGAUCAUGGAAAAUCAUCUUAUGCAGAUUCAUUGUUGGCAUCAAACGCAAUCAUUUCUUCACGUCAAGCGGGAAAGUUGCGUUAUUUGGAUUCAAGAGAAGAUGAACAAGAAAGAGGAAUCACAAUGGAAAGUAGUGCUGUCAGCUUGAACUUCAAAACUAGACAUUUACGUCCAGAUGGAACACCAGGAGACGUUCAAGAUUGCAUGAUCAAUCUCAUCGAUACACCCGGUCAUGUCGAUUUCUCAAGUGAAGUGUCAACCGCAAGCAGACUUUGCGAUGGUAGCUUGAUCAUCGUUGAUGUUGUUGAAGGUGUAUGCACACAAACAAUUAUGGUGCUAAGACAAGCUUGGAGUGAAAGAUUAUCGCCAAUCCUUGUACUCAACAAGAUGGACAGGCUGGUAACUGAAUUGAAACUUUCACCUAUUGAAGCAUAUCAUCAUCUGAACCAACUCAUAGAACAAGUGAAUGCAGUCAUGGGAUCAUUCUUUGCCACAGAACGUAUGGAAGAUGAUCAGAGAUGGCAUGAAGACAGAGAAAGAAGAUUGCAAAAGAAGAAGGAGGAGCAGGAUCAAAAAGCCAUGGAAAGCUUGGAAGAUGCCGACGCCACCACCUCAAAUGGAGAAAAUGAGGCAGCAGAACAAGAGGACAGGUACGAGGAGUUGGAUGAUGAGGAUAUCUACUUUGACCCAGGAAGAGGUAAUGUGAUCUUUGCAUCUGCUAUAGAUACCUGGGCUUUCCGACUAGAUCGCUUUUCCCACCUAUACGCAAAGAAACUUGGAAUACAGGAGCGCAAAUUCCGAAAGGUUCUCUGGGGAGACUUUUAUUUUGACCCCAAAUCAAAACGAAUCAUCGGUCACAAGCUAAAAGAGAAGCAGGGCAGAAAUUUGAAGCCAGUAUUUGUGCAAUUCGUGUUGGAGAACAUUUGGGCUGUUUAUGAAAGUGCAGAAAAUCGUGAUCAAGAAAAGAUCGAAAAGAUUGUCAAGACAUUGGAUCUAAAAAUUCAUCCUCGCGAGCUGAAAUCAAAGGACACCUCAGCACUAGUGCAAACGAUAUUUGCCCAAUGGCUUCCUCUGGCUUCAUGUACUUUUGGUGCAUUGAUGUCAAACAUCCCCGCCCCUGCACAAGCACAAGCGAUUCGGAUUCCAAAGAUGUUGCAUCCUGAUCUGAGCUACUUUUCCAAAGCUGAACCUCGCAAUCCUCUAGAGGUGGACUUGUUCUCUGCCCGAACUGGCCCUGAAGCUCGUAGAUGCGCCUAUGUGAGCAAAAUGUUUGCUAUCCGUCGUGGUGAUCUUCCUGAAGGCAGAAGACGAGAAUUGACUGCAGAUGAGAUGAGACAGAGAGGGCGGGAAGCAAGAGAGAGGGUACAAGCUAUGAAAGACACACUCAGUGCUACAGGCGUGACUAUUGAUCAAAGCAGUCUCGGCGCAGAUGGAACCAACGGCUCCGCGGUACCAAAUCCAAGCGAUGAGCUCACAGAUGAACAAAAAGCCGAAGAAGUCGUUUUGGGAUUCGCACGGCUGUAUAGUGGUACAUUGAGUGUUGGUCAGACGAUCAGCGCUAUCUUGCCCAAAUACAAUACGGCCCUGCCUCCAAACCACAAAGCCAAUCUGAAAUUCAAAGUUGACGUCACAAUUGAAGGCCUAUACAUGAUGAUGGGUCGUGAACUGGUGGCUGUGGCGGAGGUACCUGCUGGAAAUGUGUUUGCUGUUCGAGGUUUGGAGGGAAUCGUUCUCAGAAACGCUACAUUGUGUGGCUUGCCAUCCAACGCAAAUCAAGAAGAAGAACUCAAGAUUGAGGAUGUUGUCAAUUUGGCUGGGGUAAGCAGACUGAACUCGCCCAUCGUUCGAGUUGCUCUUGAACCCAAGAAUCCAACGCACAUGUCCAAGUUGGUAGAGGGAUUACGAUUAUUGAAUCAAGCAGAUCCAUGCGUUGAGACGAUGGUACAAAGUACAGGAGAGCAUGUGAUCGUUUGUGCUGGAGAAUUGCAUCUUGAAAGAUGUUUGAAAGACUUACGUGAACGGUUCGCAAGAUGUGCAAUUCAGGCCUCUCCACCUUUAGUCCCCUUCCGUGAGACGGCAAAAAAGGCUGCGGAAAUGCCACCUCCCAAGACUGAGGGUGCUCAGAGGGGUACCAUUCAUGCCAAAACUGCUGGUGGCCAAGUCGAGUUAACAGUCCGUGCUGUUCCUUUGCCAACAGAAGUAGCAGACUUCUUGCUGAUCAAUAGCCGGAUCGUGAAGAGAUUGCUGCAACGCGAACGUCAUCAAGAUGGGGGUCUUGCUUCAGAGGUAAUGGAAGACAAAGAAGGAGAAGGAGCAAUUCAACAAGAUGAAAGGGAAGUAAAGAUGGACGUCUUUUGGGACAAACUUGAUAGUUUGCUGGCUAAGAGUGGACCAAUGUGGAAAGAUGUCACGAAUGCAAUCUGGUCCUUGGGCCCUCGUAGGAGUGGUCCGAAUAUGCUUGUGGAUAAGCGGUCCGAAAAUAAUAGCAAGCUUGCAUCUUUGCGCUCACAAUCUGGUCCUUCCAAGACUGCAUGGUCUCUGGCUGAUGUAGAAGAGGCGAUUGAUACCGGUUUCCAACUGGCUACUUUGCAAGGACCAAUGUGUGCUGAGCCGAUGCAUGGAAUGGCCUUCUUUGUGGAAGGUGUUGCAGUCGUAAGCGGUGAAGAAUCGAAUGCAACUCAAGUGAACCACUCGCAAAUGACAAGUGCUGUGAUUGGUUCUAUGCGUGAAUCCUGUCGAUCGGGUCUAUUGGAUUGGAGUCCUAGGUUGAUGUUGGCGAUGUACACGUGUGAUAUUCAAGCUUCAACAGACGUUUUAGGUAAAGUUCAUGCUGUACUGUCACGAAGACGCGGUAGGAUCACUUCGGAAGAAAUGAAAGAGGGCACGUCAUUCUUUACUGUCGGUGCUCUAUUACCCGUUGUGGAAUCGUUUGGAUUUGCAGAUGAGAUCCGAAAGCGAACUUCGGGUGCUGCUAGUCCGCAAUUGGUUUUCAAAGGGUACGAAAUCUUUGACUUAGAUCCAUAUUGGGUGCCACGUACCGAGGAAGAAUUGGAAGAUUUGGGAGAAUUUGGAGAGAGAGAAAAUGUGGCAAAACGGUAUAUGGAUCGUGUACGGAAACGUAAAGGGCUGUUUGUCUCUGAGAGAAUCGUCGAAGGGGAGAAACAGCGUACAUUGAAGUCUAAUUAG